CAUGCGCGGCCCCAUCGACAGCGACCCCCCUUGUGGUCUGAGGCAGCGGCGCCGCGAUAAACACGUCCAGGAUCACCGUCCCCUCCCCCAAUUUUCCACACCCCCAACGGAGCCCGCCUCUCCGAAACCGUAAGCCGCCGCAAACCGCCGGCCGCACAGCCACCAAAGGAACACGUCGCUCUCUCCACCCCGCACUGGCGCCGCCGGCGCCUAUUUCUAGCUCGCCGCCACGAAACGCUUGAAGAGCUGGAGAACACACCUCGCCCCUGUUCCGGAAGCAGAGACAAGCUCUCACUUCUAGCUAGGGGUCGUUCGCACCGGCAGCGAGCAGCACGGAGGGAGUCAGGGAUCGGACGACAUGCUGGCGCUGCACCCGAGGGUGGUGGUGACGAGCGCCGCCGAGGACGGCGGCCACGACGAGGGCCGUGCCUGCUACUGCGUCGUGGUGGCCUGCGUCUCGCUGCUGCUCUUCGUCGUGCUGGCCGCCGCGACGGGCAGCGUCGCCAGGGCCUGCGCCAUCACCGCCGCGGCCGCGAUCGUGUUCGGCCUCGCCGGCUGGGCCGCGCCCGCGUGGGACGGUGCCCCGGCGGCGGGAGCGCAGCGGCAGCAGGCCGGCAGCGCUCCGGCGGCGGCGGUGCAGCUGGUGGUGCACCGCCGCUGCGCGUGCGAGUUGGCGGACGCGGCCAUCGGCUUGCUGCCGGCGUUCGCGUACGAGCCGCCGGCCGCCGCGGCGAAGGGCGGCGGCUCCGUGCUGCUGUGCGCGGUGUGCCUGGAGGACGUGCGCGCCGGCGAGAUGGUGCGGCAGCUCCCCGCGUGCCGCCACCUCUUCCACGCCGACUGCGUCGACGCCUGGCUGCGCGCGCACCGGACCUGCCCGCUCUGCCGCUGCGACCUCUCCCAGCGGAACCUCACCGCCAAGGCCGCCGCGGCGGCCGCCGUCACGGUAGAGUCCUCGCCCGACGCCCUGCCGCCGGUGUGAGGAACCGAUCAGCUCACCGGAAUCUGGGCGGCGCAAUUCCGUUCGUAAUUUGGACUGUACAUUCUUGAUCUCUAACACAGCAUAAAGCAGAUUAGAUUGGUGCUGUGGUCUAGUGUUCGCUGUCGCUGAUGUGUAAUUCUUCAUCAUUACGAUUUACGACGCACGGCACGACCAAUCAAAGAUUUCGAUCUCCAAGGCGCGACGUGCGUCGCCGGACAUGUCUGCGAAAAUUCGAGUGGCUCCAGCUCUCGCCUGAUGCUUCCGGUCGCGAAAGAUAGGGAGCAUCCAGCCGAUGGAGACCGGUACCGGAUAGUACGGAGUCCGGAGCUUGACAUGCUUGAAAUCGGCCGCUACAAGACAAUCCGGUCGAUCACGUCAGCUGCAGCCUGCGUAGAAGCAGUACACCACGGGGAUGUGGAUGCUGUUGCACCGGCCAAUUACGCUUUGGAAUGUAUGCAACAAGAAGAAAGGUCCGUGUUUCCCAGGCAACCAGGCUUUUGUCUGGGCCGUUGGGAUAGGUUUAGCAGUGACCAAGACAUCGUUUCAGUGUUGGCAUAUGUGUCUGUGUUGUUGAUCGGUCAGACUACCUGACUGAGUGUGGAC
This is a messenger RNA of Panicum hallii, 1582 nucleotides long. RefSeq names its product RING-H2 finger protein ATL8-like. The record is from RefSeq and is a predicted model, not a curated record. The coding region runs from base 359 to 979 and encodes 206 amino acids. NCBI's taxonomy places the organism in Eukaryota, Viridiplantae, Streptophyta, Magnoliopsida, Poales, Poaceae. The transcript has a single exon.